This is a messenger RNA of Culex quinquefasciatus (southern house mosquito), 1278 nucleotides long. RefSeq names its product zinc finger HIT domain-containing protein 2. Lineage: Eukaryota; Metazoa; Arthropoda; Insecta; Diptera; Culicidae. The coding region runs from base 106 to 1245 and encodes 379 amino acids. The record is from RefSeq and is a predicted model, not a curated record. The transcript has 2 exons.
CGUUUCUCUGCUUCGAUCUGUUUACCUUGCGCAUUCGGUCGAGCGCAAAAUUUCAAUCGUUUCGUGAUCGAACCGCCCAAAUUUUUUCACUCUGAAUACUUGAAAAUGAAUUCAGAGGAAAUCUGUAAAAUUUGCCAAACGGCGCCGUCCAAGUACUGCUGUCCUCGCUGUAAUGUUCUCUACUGCUCACUGGCCUGUUACAAAUCCAGCCAACAUCUGCAGUGUUCCGAGAGUUUCUACAAGGAAAAUGUGAUCCAGGAGAUGACCAUGGUCCGGGACGAGCAGCAGGCCCAGCAGUCGUCCAAUAAAAUGCUGGAAAUUCUAAGUAAUUUAGAGCAGAAUGAUUUGUCCAUCGACGAAGGUACGGAAGCCGGCUAUGAAGAGGACGAGCACGAGGACCGAUUUGAGGAGAUUGAUUCGGAUGACGCGGAGGACGUGCCAGAUUUGAGCGAGAGGCUUGGGAAGGUAAAUUUGGACGAUCCUGAUGCCGUGUGGGAGCGGUUGACGGAGGAAGAGCGCAAGGACUUUCAAAAUUUGCUUGAAAACGGGGAUGUUGGAAGAAUUUUGCCGGAGGUGGAUCCAUGGUGGAAUGGGGAAUUUAAAGUUGAGCUUGUUCAGGCCGCUGAGAGUAAGGUUUUAUCAAAGGGUGAAUCGCAUCUGCUCGAAACGUGUCCUUCGGUGAAACGAGUCAUCCGGAGCUUCUCGGAACUGUCCAGCAAACCACCUUCGCCAUUGAUGAGGUACAACGUGACCAACAUUCUGGCCGCGUAUGCUUUCGUGUUUCGUUAUUUUAACGGAGAUUUUACUGGGAAUGCUCCCGAGGUGGUGAACACGUUGAUAUCCAUCGCUGGCAACUUUAAGCAGAAUUCCAACUACGAUUCGCAGUCGUUGGCCGUGGAAUCGGUUUGUCACGAGUGUCGCCAGGAGCGGCUGCCUGCGGACAAGGAAACGAGUCGGUUGCUCACGCAAGACGUUGAAAAGCUACUCACAGGGCCGGAACAGUGCGGACAAAAGUACCGGAAGCACUUCCUGCUGGCGGCCCUUUCCGAUGUGCACAGGUUGAUUGUCCUCACAAAGGGCUACGAUGGCGAAAAGGCCAAAGCGUCAAGGGACUCGGAUGGUGGAGAGUUCAGUAGUAAGUUUAACGAUGACGUUGGUGAACUUAAAUACCUAGACCCAGUUAAGGUUCGAGGCUAUUUAAAGAAGAUUGAAUUUAUGCUCUCGUACGCCAAAGAUCACAUUUGAGCCAAAUAAGAAAUAAAGUUGGUAUUACGUUAA